GGGCCACGGGACUAGUCGUACGGGAAGCCUGUGCGCGCGCGGGCAGCUGGCAGGCUGCGGAGUGAACGAACCCGGCGGCUCUCCCCACCGCAGUUCAGCGCUCGCCACGGCGCACGGCAGGCGGCUGCAGUAGCACCGGCACCAUGAUCGCCUACUUGAGCGGUGCGUGCGAGGCGGCGUGGUGGUGGUGGUCGUGGUCUUGCCAGCUGGUGGGCGCCGCCGCGCUGCUGGGGCUGGCCGCCUGGCUGCUCUCCAUCGCCCUCGACCUCCUCCACCCCCUGCGGCUGGUCGACCGCCUGCACCAGCGGGUCGUCCUCAUCACGGGCUGUGACUCCGGGUUCGGUGCGGCCCUGGCUCGGCGGCUGGACGCGCUGGGCGUUCCCGUGGUGGCGGGCUGCCUCUUCCCGGAGGGCCCCGGAGCCAAGCAGCUGGUCCAGGAGUGCUCCUCCAGGCUGCGCGUCCUACCGCUGGACGUGACCUCGGAGCAGCAGGUGCGCGACGCCGUCUCCAGCAUCCGCGACAGCCUGGACGGACGGGAGCUGUGGGCGCUGGUGAACAACGCCGGGGUGCUGGAGGCGGGGGAGGCGGAGCUGGCGCCCCCGGAGGCGUUCGAGCGCUCGCUGGCCGUCAACUCGGUGGGCGUGGUGCGCGUCACUCAGGCCUGUCUGCCUCUCAUACGGCAGGCCAAGGGCCGCAUCGUCAUCGUCGCCAGUCCUCUGGGCAGGACAGCAAUGCCGAUACUGUCUCCGUACUGCAUGUCCAAGAGUGCCGUCAUAUCGUACUGCGAUGCUCUGCGUGUCGAGAUGAAGAAGUGGGGCGUCUCCGUCUGCACGGUGGAGCCGUCCAGCUACAUGUCUGAUCUGAACAAUCCCGACCAUUUCAAGGCAACAGUUUCGAAGAAUUUUCAGACGUGUCCACUAAGUGUGAGGGAGGCUUACGGACUUGAUUACGAAGAUAAGUGCACGAAAAGACUGUCUUUACUGACGAUCCUCGCAAAACAGCAUUCCUCUAUCGACGAAGUGAUCCACGAGCUGGUCGACGCCUGCAUCGGAAGAUACUCCCAGGUGCGGCGGAUUCCUGGCCUGUGGGAGAGAGUAGUUUACAUGAUACUGCCACAGCUACCUUAUUACAUGAAGGACAUCAUUAUGUUCCUGGUUUUCCAGUGGAGAAUGACCGUAUCGCCGCAAGCGAAAAGCUCGGAGAACCAUAGCGAAAUGCACUGAAAUUACUGAGGAAAAUACUCUUCCCUUUCCUCCAUCUCUUGCCACUUUUUUCUCUUAUUUCGUCCGUGACCAACGCCCCAUUCUCUGUAGAAGACUACAAUAUAAACGAUUGUGAUCUCAGUAACCUCCUCGUGACACGUUUAGACGGGAGGAAAGUGUGUAUAGCGUGAACAGUGUUGAUAAUGGCCACUUGGAGCAUAGAUUUUACACAGACACACGACGAGGCACCUACGUUUCUCACUUCAUACAACGUAUGAUUAGUUAAAAAUAUGUUUAACCUCUUUUCACUUGCACCAUUUGUGACUAGGUGUUCACGAAAUAAACAUCAUCGGGGUAGACACCUAGGAUUAAUGACCGAAGUACAGACAUUGAGUUUGUUUUUCAAAUAGAACUGUGGUAUUUUUUCAUCAUAAGAGCAGAUCAUACGCGGCAAACUCGGUAAUGUAAUUUUUCUUUAAAUCUGACAUUGGAUAGGGUGAUUUCUGUGCUUUUACGGCGGUUAGAAUUGCGAACCGGCCAGAUGUUACUCCGUAAUUUUUUAUCUCCAAUAGAGUACUGUCACUGAAUUUGUAACUACUUCUGGAGCAAAAAAGGAUACCACGUCUAAACUUACUUAACUAAGUCUUAGUGACAGUUGUAUUUUUUUUUAAAUAUGAUUUUCGGUAGCUUAUAUAGUCACAAUUAAAAUACAGCAUUUGACAAUCAAUUUUAUACAGCGCGUGAUAGAUUUUCCAAAAGACCACCACUAAACUAAAUGCACUUUUCUACUCUCAGGAUAACAUGUUGCCUACCUGUUCUUAGAGUGUCCUUAGAUACCUUUAUGGGGCAGGCGUAGGGGAGGUAGCAGCGUUCAAGAUUCGAUCUAGAAGUUCUCUUUUUUCUAUAAUUUUCUGACUUCAUCAAAGCACAGUAACAAAACAGAAAAUGGGUUGGUUGGAUGCUACCUCAUACAUCUGGUAGACUGUGAAUUAUCUGUAAGUGCGUUUCAUUUAUUAUGACUAAUGAAGCGUAUUUUCCUAUAAUUGUAAUAAAUUAUGAAGUGUCAUUCCUCCCUCGAAAAUAACAUGACCAUUAACGAAAAAUACGGUAUUGCAGUGCCUGUGUUAUUCUGAAUUAUGAUGCAAGGUUCCUUUGGAAAUGCAUGCAUAUCCAAAAGAACAGGCGCUGCGGCGACUACAGCUAUCAUGAAAUACAUGAAAAAAUUCGAAUACGGAUAACCAACAGCUGUGUAAAGGAAUGACGACAAGGAAAAUUUGUGCCGGACCGAGACUCGAACCCUCAUUUUCCGCUUACCACUAGCAGUCGCCUUACCAUUCGGCUAUCUAAGCAUGACUCACGGUGACAUCAAAACUUCUAUAUACCGUCAACCACGUGUCUACAACCUGUACUCCUACAUCCACUAUGUAUAUUCCCAUACAGGGAACACAUUUUACUUGAAUGUCACCCCGCACGGGAAUAUACAUAACGGAUUACGUGUGCAGGUUGUAGACACAUGGUUGGCGGCAUUGGAAGUUUUGAUGUGACCGUGAGUCAUGCUUGGAUAGCCGAAUGGUAAGGUUUCUUGAUCUGCAUGAGGGGACCAAACAGUGAGGUCACCGGUGCCAUCGGAUUAAGAAAGUAUGGAGAAGGAAGUUUGCCGUGCCCUGUCGAUGAAACCAUCCCGGCAUUUGCCUGAAGCAAUGUGGGGAAAUCACGGUAGACCUAGAUCAGGAUGGCCGGACGCGGAUUUGAACCGUCGCCCUCCCGAAUGCGAGUCCAGUAUGCUACCCACUGCGCCACCUCGCUCGGUGCCAAACGGUAAGGCGACUGCUCGCAAUAAGUGGGAAAAUGCAGGUUCGAGUCCCGGCCCGGUACAACCUUUCACUGUCGUCAUUCCAUUACACAGCUGACGGUUGUCCAUAUUCGCAAUUCCGAAUGCAUUUCAUGUAUUAACGACAAGCAUCAGUGUGCAUGAAAUGCAUUCUGUCUCGGAAAUCUUUCGUAAUAGAACAUUUUUGCUUCGAAAUAACAUUUCCUUCUUUCAUACCCCGUGUAAGUCAAAUUCUAAGGUACUACGUCUCAGUCUGACAGAAGAUAUUUUACUGUGCGUAAACCAUCCUUUAGGAAACGGGAAAUGCUGUAUUUGUUAUGUUUAUAUCUUUCGUUGUAAACUUUCUACUUUUAAUGCAGAAAAAGAUUGCAAACCAGUGGGUAAUGGUUUCCAAUAUGCCAACAUUAACACAAGUAAAUAGGAACUGAACUAAUGCCGUAUUCUUAUUUUGGGCGCAACAAUUGUCUGAGGAUAUGAAUAGAUGUCUAAUAUCCCCAUUAGUUUAUUCUCAAAGUAAAGAUUCAGAAAGGUGACUACCUCAUUUGCCCUCUUCUUUCCAGUGGAUUCGUCAUACAUACAAAAGUGCAUUGUCUUAUUCUUGGGUUCAUGAAAACAGAAGAUAUACACUCGAAGUUGCCGACUGUAAAGGGCAUCAGCAGAUGAUACCUUUGGCAGUGACAUGUUCUGCAGUUUGUCAAUGCACAGAGCUUCGACAGUAAGCUCCUCCCGUGCCUCUGCAGAUUUAUCUCUCAGUUGCUGUAGAAAAAAAUGAGCUUUUUCUAAGACGCAACUCUUCCGCAGUUAUAAGUUGCUUCUUAUCUUCUUCAGAUGCAGUACUUCUCACUUGAUUUGCUAUUGUGUCACAGGUUCUACAGGUGUGCGUUUGACGGCUCCCAAACCCAUAAUUAAAGCUCUGUUGAAAGUAUCUGCAGUAGAAAUCAUCCUAGACAAUAGGUUCAUAGCUCGUACCCUCUACGUUCAAAAUAUGCUGGUCUCGCUCACAUUUCUCCAAAUACAUGUCGUACAUCUUGCUCAAAUUUAACUCAGGAGACAAACAACAUUUGAAGGGCUUAUUUCAAUAGUGGUACAAGUCCGUUACCUCCACUUCUCUGCCUAUAAUGCUUCUGAAAUUGAUGAUCCAAACAAACAGAAAUUAAGGUUCAUCUCUAGCAAGAAGCCAUAUGCUUGAAUAUUUCUGGUAUCUCAACUGGAGACUUUUCAGCGCUCAUUUAACUUUAGGACUCUGUAUCUCAAAAUGGACAAAAAUGGACUUGUACCACUAUUGAAAUAAGCCCUUCAUUUAUUACUCUGCUUCCUGCAGUAGUGGGAUGAACAUUUCGGAAAAACUUUUAAUGUUAAUCAUUUCUGGAAUGACAUUGGGCCUUGUUUAAUGUUUUCCUCCCUUGUCCUGUGGACGUGUAAUGUUUGCUGCUACGUAACUUACAAUGCGCUCUACACGCCUUUUGCUGAUUCCAUAUACUAGACUGAAUCUAUCUUGCAUAGCUUAAAUUCCUUUCGUCCCAAACUAACCUAAAAAGAAGCACUAUAGUAUGAAACUCCACUAGCCCACAUAGCAACAUAUAAACAGACAUACAUUUCUGAAAGUGUUGCAUGUGCCUCAAAAUCGAAACCGCUAGUUCGACAAGUCCUUGUCCGUGUUGUUGGUCUGCGUUUCACGACGCUGGAUUACGUUAUUAAGUAACUUAAGUAUGACUCUCAUUGUUCUUGAUUUUCCGUUCCACAGAAAUGUGUCAAGAUAUUAUUUUCUCGUGAUGUGUAAGUAUCGACUAGCAGUUUCCCUAGCAUUUUCAGUCUUUAUCAGGCUUCCUGCUUGUUACAAUUUUUCCAGCAACACCUGUAUAUUCUUUACCCCUAGCGCAUUUCAACUUCCCCAGAUUCCUUUUCGAGCUCAUUGGAUUUCUAUAUCGCUUUCGACCGCUUUUACGAUUCACAUUUAUAUUUGUACUUGAAGAUUCACUUCCUGUAUUAUUACUGGGGUUAAAUGCACUGACUGAAUCUUCACAAGAUUCACUCACAUCACUAUCGUCUGCCAUUUCUCCAGCUAACAACUGGAGAAACCAAAGCCACAUGCACAAGAGCUGGCAUGUGCUUCUCCCUACCGAGCGACAGCUCAACCGCUCAGGGAAAGAGAGAGGUACAUCCUGGAGGUGCUGCUCUCCUGCCCGUAAUGCAAAAGGGCAAAGUUUCAAUCACCUGUAUUACCAUCAGUUACCAGUGGAUCCCCUCAAUCUUGCAUCAAAGAUGCAACUAAUUUUACUGCACACAUAGGUGCGAUGAACAGUUUUUCGUGAAUUUUGGAGUUACCCCCCUCCUGCACCAAACCCUUCAAUUGUAGCCCUGUCCAGUCUGCAAUUUAUUUAUGCAAUAUCCAGAGAGACACGAUAAAAAUAGGAAAACAGUGGCGACUCUAGAACAAAUAUACACACUGGCUAUUGCUCGGAACCUGUCAGGUGGGGGCUAUAAGCCGCAUAGAUACACUAAACUUGGUCACAAGAUACUCCCCCCCCCCCCUCCACACCCUUAUCUGUCAUGUGAAAAGCCACAUCCUCCUUCCUUCCUGCCUCUCCAUCCAGCCUAGUAUUUUAGAGGGCACCAAAAUAAGGCAGCCAAUUAAACUGUAGUUGCAAGACUACGUAAACUUCACUUGAAUUGUGGAAAAAUGCCGCCAUGUUCAAAGAUAGUUGGCUCUGAAUUAGGUAUAUUGGCGCCAGCACACACACACACACACACACACACACACACACACACACACACAACAGAAUUUUUUGUUAUGUUUGAAAACGUAUUUAUAUGAAUUUUUUGAACCAGUUUCAAAAUAGGAUAAGAACAUAAUCUUUGUCGUAACUAUAAAUCAGGGUAAUGCGUUGUGGACUUCAGUGCAAGAAUUGCCUGGAUGAGUGACAGAGAGAGAGAGAGAGAGAGAGACAGAGAGAGAGAGCCAGAGACCGAGAAACGAGAGAGGUGGGGGGAGAAACAUUGAGCUGGUGCAAGAGAGAUGGCUCCUCAUAUAUUCAGUGACAGUGUAUGAUUAAUACACCUAGCUCGCUGCUGAGAUGUAACCCAUGUCAGCUUUGCUUGAUCUGAUGCUAAGUGCCAUCUCUUUCUAUAUUUCUGUAGUGCUUACUUGUGUGAAGCACAAACAUACUUGCGUACAGGUAUUACAGAAGGAAUGGGGGUAAAACCCAAACAAACAAAUUGUAGAUAUAAAUGUUAUUAUUUUUUUAGAUUUUCUUAUAAUAAAUCACAAGAGUUUAGUUGUACAA
Schistocerca gregaria is the source of this 6317-nucleotide messenger RNA. RefSeq names its product short-chain dehydrogenase/reductase family 9C member 7-like. The record is from RefSeq and is a predicted model, not a curated record. Lineage: Eukaryota; Metazoa; Arthropoda; Insecta; Orthoptera; Acrididae. Gene Ontology annotation, molecular function: oxidoreductase activity. The transcript is spliced from 8 exons. Bases 144 to 1223 code for a protein of 359 amino acids.